AUGGACGGUGCCAGAGAACUACGAAUCGGCGGUGGUGGUGGUGGUGGUGAUGGUUCUGUUCAAGUACAGAACCGACAAACCCUAAGCGUGAAUCUCAAGUUAGGUUACCAUUACCUAGUCUCGAAUUUCUUGAUUUUGUGUUUACUCGCUCUCGCCGUCGUUAUCUCCGUGGAAGCGUCUCAGAUGAACCAAAACGAUCUCCUCCAGCUCUGGACCCAUGUCCAGUCCAAUGUGGUUACUAUAACCAUCUGUUCGGCGGUUCUAGUCUCCGGUUUAACCGUCUAUGUCAUGACCCGACCCAGACCGGUUUACAUGGUGGAUUCCUCCUGCUACCUCCCACCUGAUCACCUCAAAGCUCCGUCCACUAUGUUCAUCGAUCACGCUAGACAAAUCGGAUAUUUCGACGACGCUGCUCUCGAGUUUCAACGCAUGAUCCUCGAACGCUCUGGUUUAGGAGAAGAGACGUAUGUCUGUGAAGCUAUGAUCCAUGUCCCACUGAGAAUCUCCAUGGCUGCUGCGAGAGAAGAAGCUGAACAAGUCAUGUUCGGUGCUUUAGACAACCUUUUCGCAAACACUAACGUGGAUCCCAAGGAUGUUGGGAUCCUCGUUGUGAACUGUAGUAUCUUUUGCCCGACGCCUUCGUUAUCAGCGAUGAUUGUGAACAAGUAUAAGCUCAGAAGUAACGUCAGGACAUUCAGCCUCGGUGGAAUGGGUUGCAGCGCGUCAGUUAUCGGGGUGGAUCUUGCUAAAGACAUGCUGUUGCUACAUAGGAACACGUACGCAGUUGUUGUCUCGGCAGAGAACACUACUCUCAACGGGUAUUUCGGUAACAACAAGUCCAUGUUGGUGCCGAACUGCUUGUUUCGAGUCGGUGGCGCUGCGGUUAUGCUGUCGAACAAGUCUAGGGACAAGAGACGGGCCAAGUACAGGCUCGUGCAUGUCGUUAGGACUCACCGUGGAGCAGACGACAAAGCUUUCCGUUGCGCUUAUCAGAAAGAGGAUGAUAAUGGAAAAAAGGGGGUUUUCUUGUCGAAAGAUCUAAUGCCGAUUGCUGGGGAAACUCUCAAAGCCAAUUUCACUACGUUGGGUCCUCUUGUUCUUCCGGUAAGUGAACAGAUUCUCUACUUUACGACUCUGCUUGUGAAUAAGCUAUUCAACGGUAAGGUUAAACCGUAUAUUCCGGAUUCCAAACUUGCUUUCGAGCAUUUCUGUAUCCAUGCUGGUGGAAGAGCUGUAAUCGAUGAGAUAGAGAAGGGUUUUGAGCUUUCUCCGGUUCAUGCGGAGCCUGCGAGGAUGACUCUUCAUAGGUUUGGGAACACGUCUUCGAGCUCGACUUGGUAUGAGUUAGCUUACAUUGAGGCCAAAGGAAGGAUGCGAAGAGGCGAUCGCGUUUGGCAAAUUGCGUUUGGGAGUGGAUUUAAAUGCAACAGCGCCGUUUGGGAAGCGUUGAGGAAUGUGAAGCCUUCCAAGAACAAUCCUUGGGAAGCUUGUGUUGACAAGUAUCCGGUUACUCUCAGGAACCCAAAGACUCACAAAGCCCACAGUGAAUCCACAAACCAAAGCGUAUUGAGUAAAUGUUCCUCCACUGCUCCAAGCUGA
This is a messenger RNA of Microthlaspi erraticum, 1599 nucleotides long. Lineage: Eukaryota; Viridiplantae; Streptophyta; Magnoliopsida; Brassicales; Brassicaceae. The record is from the annotation of a GenBank genome assembly.